Messenger RNA from Synchytrium microbalum, 669 nucleotides. RefSeq lists its product as uncharacterized. The coding region runs from base 1 to 669 and encodes 222 amino acids. The transcript is spliced from 2 exons. The record is from RefSeq and is a predicted model, not a curated record. NCBI's taxonomy places the organism in Eukaryota, Fungi, Chytridiomycota, Chytridiomycetes, Synchytriales, Synchytriaceae.
AUGAGCUCUUCUCGCCGCAAAAGACCAGCUGUCUCGGAGGAAGAACAAUCUGAUCAAUCGAAUGGGAAACCUCUGACAUUAUUCACACCUGUGCCGAAUGCCAAAGUCGUAAUAGUACAUAAAAUGACAAAGAUCGACACCCUCAAGCAAAUAUAUGGAGAUACCGUCUCUGUGGUGGAUGUCACGAGCAAGAGCUCACUGCCAUACGUCAAGUUCUCCCCAUUCUACCCAUGGAAGGAUGGGAUACCAAUAGCUACAGAUUCAUCAAAGACAGCCGUGUCGGUAGAAGGUAUAUGGCAGGGAUUGAAGGUCUUUGAGAACGAAGGAAUCUCUACAAAGCACCUGCAGAACGACACAAUGCAGAACGUGAAACGAUCUGCUACAAGAUUACGUGGUAAAGUAUUGGGACACUCAGCAACUGUCACGGAUGAGAUUACUCUACUGGAGUAUAUCGAUGCACGGAAACAAAUCUAUCUGCCAGCGUACAAGUAUGUCUUAGACAACUAUCUGCAGAAGGAAGUGGCCUUACUUGCCAAUAUGGUGCGAGAACUGGACACCACUCUCUGUCUAAAGGACUACACGACGAACUCUGACGUAGACGACGUAACACAACCGUUAAGCCAUGCCAGCCUUAUAGCCGCCUACAUAAAAGGUCAAUGGCCAAAUUAG